AUUGCAACAGUAAUGGGACAGCCUCUAUACGUCGAAAGUAUCAAAAGCAGUUAAAAGUUUAUUACGCUGUGUUACACUAAUAAAUACGGUAACAGUUUUUAAUAGCAACUCAACGUGCCAUGGUUACUGUGCUUUUAAACUAACCACAGUAGACCAUUCUUCGAAGUCAUUACGCAAACUACUUAUCGUUGCGUACUACGAAUCAAAUCCUGCGCAAGUUACUACAAAUGCGCGUUUGUAAGCUAGGAGUGUCAACGUAAUUGUCGUAUCUAGUUUUGAGAAUACUUUGUUUUAGUGGCAUCUUUCUAUUUACGCAAGUUUGGUGACAGAUUUUGUCACGUCGAAGCCGCGCUGCUUGCGUAAGUGCUGCCAAAGUUGAUUGAACAUAAACAGUAUGUAACGAGUUAAAUGGUUAACUGUCGGCAGUCGUUUCCUGAGAAGUAAACUAAGCUUCCUAUCUCCGCCCUGGCGUUGCUAACUUGAAACGCUGUCCAUGUCGGUAUUACGGUGCAUCGCAUUUUUGUCGAGAGAGUGUAUUUGUAACUGUAUGGGAAAAGGCAAUUAAACAUUAUUAUUAUGUCGAAGCGUUUGAGGAGCACAGACGUGUGCGCCGACUGCGGCGCUCCGGAUCCUCACUGGGCUUCAACAAAUCGGGGCACUUUGAUCUGUGAUGAAUGUUGCAGUGUGCAUCGAAGUCUUGGACGUCAUAUAUCACAAGUCAGACACCUAUCCCAUACAGCAUGGCCUCCCACAUUAUUGCAGAUGGUCCAGACAUUGUAUAGUAAUGGAGCCAACUCGAUAUGGGAACAUUGUUUGCUGGACCCAACAUCAGCAAUGAGCGUCAGACGCAAGGCAAAUCCUCAAGACAAAGUGCAUCCGAACAAAGCAGAGUUUAUCAGGGCGAAGUAUCAGAUGUUGGCAUUUGUCCAUCGUCUGCCAUGUCGAGAUGAUGAUAGUGUUACUGCUAAUGAUCUCAGUAAGCAAUUGCACUCUAGUGUGAGGACGGGAAACUUAGAGACAUGUUUACGACUGCUCUCAUUAGGUGCACAAGCCAACUUUUUCCACCCUGAAAAAGGAAGCACCCCCCUUCAUGUAGCAGCAAAGGCAGGGCAGGUUCUACAGGCAGAACUGCUAACAGUUUACGGUGCUGAUCCCGGGGCACCAGACUCAAGUGGAAAAACACCAGUUGAAUAUGCAAGGCAAGCUGGUCACAAUGACUUGGCAGAGAGACUUGUUGAAAUUCAGUAUGAACUUACUGACAGGCUGGCUUUUUACCUUUGUGGAAGAAAACCAGAUCACAAGAAUGGACAGCACUUUAUAAUACCACAGAUGGCAGACAGAAAUCUCAGCCUUGAUUUGUCUGAACUAGCAAAAUCAGCAAAAAAGAAGCUCCAGGCUCUGAGUAACCAUUUAUUUGAAGAACUUGCCAUGGAUGUGUAUGAUGAAGUAGACAGACGGGAGACCGAUGCAGUUUGGCUUGCAACUCAGAACCACAGCACACUGGUAACUGAAACGGUUGUUCCUUUCCUUCCUGUCAACCCUGAAUACUCCUCCACCAGAAACCAGGGAAGACAGAAACUUGCUCGAUUUAACGCCCAUGAAUUUGCUACACUUGUUAUUGACAUUCUGAGUGAUGCCAAGCGAAGACAAGGGGUCACUGUCAGCAGUCCAAAAGAGAAUGUAGAACUUGUACUGAAAAACAUUUCAAGGCAUGGCAGUGACAGCCAGGAUACUGAUCAACCAGACUAUGACAGUGUGGCUUCUGAUGACGACCUAGAUCUUGAGCCUUCAGUGAAGUCGGACAGAACAAAGAGCAUGGAUUCCGAUCUUUCUGAUGGACCAAUCACAGUACAGGAAUUUAUGGAGGUCAAAAAGGCAUUGCUGGCAUCCGAAUCAAAGGUUCAGCAACUCAUGAAAGUCAACAACAGCCUAAGUGAUGAACUGAGCCUAAUGCAGAAGAAGCUCCAAACGCUGCAGAGUGAGAAUACCAGCCUCAGACGGCAGUACCCCACCAAUAUUUAUCAGGUCCAGACUGGCUCUGAAUACAAUGACCCUUCCAACCCUUCUUCCCUAAAACGACGUCCAUCAGCAAGGACUAGCAGACCCAUGUCAAUGUAUGAGACUGGCUCAGGUCAGAAACCAUACCUCCCACUGAGUGAGGUGUCAUAUCCAGAAGAAAGUCGAACAAGACUACAGCCCUUUCCACAGCAAAUUGGGAGGAGUACAUUUGUGACUUCCUCUUCAUCUUUGCCUUCCUUCCCUUCCACGCUUUCCUGGUCACGGGAUGAGAAUACUACGCGAAGGACGUCAAAAAUUGACACCCAGAACAGCAUGCCUGACAGUGAUUAUGACAACACUUCAAAUGACUUUGAUCUGGAAGAUCUUGGAACUUUUCGAAUAGGCAAUCCAAAGACUACUGGAUGGCAAACUGAGGGAUCUAGUCCUACACUGGAUUCUAUUGGUUUGGAGCCCGAUUCAUCUGUGCCAAGCACUGAGGAUGUCAUUCGGAAAACAGAGCAAAUCACCAAAAAUAUUCAAGAGCUACUUCGAGCUGCACAGGAGAGCAAGCAGGACAGUUUUAUACCAUGUUCCGAAAGAAUACAUGCUGCAGUGACAGAAAUGGCUACUUUAUUUCCAAAAAAACCAAAAUUGGAGACUGUCAGAGCAUCGCUAAGGCUUCUCACGUCUAGUGCAUACAGGCUUCAGUCAGAGUGCAAAAAGACACUUCCUGUAGAUUCUGGUCCUCCAGCAGACAUACAGCUAGUGACUCAACAAGUUAUUCAGUGUGCAUACGACAUUGCCAAAGCUGCCAAGCAGUUAGUGACAAUAACAACCAAAGAAAAUAGUAAUUGAUAUCUGACUGGUUUAUUGACAAACGUUGACAUUCAUUUUGUUAUAUUUUUAAUACCGUAUAUAUACUGACUUGUGUCAGAUAUUUUGUUUUUAUUUUUUUAUCAGUGGUGCCAGUAGCUUUUUCCAAAGUUGCUUUCAUUCCUGAAUGUUUAGUAACAUUUGAGUCUGUUACAGCCAUUUAAACAAACUAUGUGAUUAAGUAAUGUGGUACCUAUUUAAAUGUUACAGUUUUCUAUAUUUAGAAACUUCUAGGCAUUAUAGUUUGGUUAUACAAACCCUAGUAUUUUCGUGAAGUGUGAUAUUGUGGUGUUUCCAUUUAUUAUAGUAUAAAUGUGUAGAGGCUUGAAAACAGUUUGUGUUAGGCCAACUGUGUGGCUUAGAGGAGGAGAAGCCCUGACAAUAACGCAUAAAUCCAGAGGUCAUCUAGCUUCUUGGAUGCCUGCAGGAGCUGACAAGGGAGGAUGGCAGUGAUCAGAGGAAGGUUGCUCUGUUUCAUCACUUGAGUGAUACUUAGUGGUGUACUACAAGUGAUACUUAGUGGUGUACUACAUGUAAACAAGCUUGUGAGCACAUAGCUUCCAAACAUGGAAGCCAAGAGAGCAUGUGGAUCAUAGCACAGUAGCAGAUCUAACCAACAAAAGGUGCCACCCUCUGUAGCCACCUCAGUCCAGUAAGCUGGCCUGCUCCUUAGCACCCAGCUCUCACCAUAAGGGGGAAAUAAAUGGGCUAACAUUCAGGAACAAAUGAGUUGUACGACUCUUACCUGACUCUUGACCCCCUUCCUUCCCAGAAGGAAUAAAUGGCCGACUGAGUGAAGGUGCCAUAGCCAACAAGCAAGCCUGCUGGGGGAAAAAAAACUGUUUACAAUUACAGUGUGGUAGCCAUGUUACAAAAUGUAAUCUGAAAAUUUCAACGCUCUGCAAACCUUUGCACAGCUAAAAACUAGAACACAGAAUAAGAUAAAACUCAAAUGUUUAAUGCACAAUGAGGGUUUGUCUUCUAAGAUUCCAAGACUUUUUCAGAUUGCAACAAGACUGCAGAAAAUAAAUCAAACUGAUAAGUGUAAAUCUCAGAGUUCAAAAUAUUUGGUUUGAUUUCCCCAGUCUAUAUAUGGAAAAUAUUUCUUUAUUUGUAUUACAGUCUGAAAAUGUCUUGGAACCUGAGACGAUGAACACUGUUACUGCACAUUAAAUGGUUUUAGUAUUAAACUUAUUCCAUGUUCUGCAUCUUAUUUUGCAUUAAAAGACAUACUGGUGUGUUAUGUAUGCCUUUGCUUAAUGGCUAAAGUCAGUUUAGGUUUAACUUGUUGCUUGGCAUGGGUUAUGCUUUCACGGUAUAACUUUAUCAUAUGAGUAGGCUAUCUGCGUUGUGCGAUUAAGGGAAAUUGGAGUGAACCAAGUUGUAUGAUAAGCAUAUUCUCCAGUGCCUCACCAAACACAAAAAUAUCCUUUGUUUUCUUGAAUCCUUUCUGCCAAGCAAUGUAUAGGGAUUUUACUCUCUUGACAAGCCUUUCCUCUUGCUACACCACGGCCUUUUCCCUUUCUUCUUAGGUAUGUGUUACUGCACUCAUCCAGGCAUAAUCUAGAGCAUUUUGAGAGACUCUGGGAGUAGUGAGUUAGUGUCUUAUCAAACAGGCAAGAUUUUCUUUUCUUGUGAAGAGGGGAUCGGAUGCUGAAAUUGAAGUGUUGAUACUACAAAUUGUUACACCUGGAUGUGGAGUCUGAUGCAGUCUUUCAUGUAUGCAUACCUUACUGGAUGGAAGAUUGUAGAUGGCCAGCUACAAUAUUUCAGCUUAGAGAAAAGAAUUGCCACUGGGUGUCAGUCUUCCUAAAAAAAUAUUCAUGCUGGCAGUCCCAUACCCAGGAAAUUUGAAUGCUGAAUUAGUUGUAGACAGAUGUUUGAUCAAGGGUGCAUUUCAAAUAAAUGUGUUAAUGAUUAUAACCAAUAAAUAAAACAGUCCAAAUAUAUUUAUUGUCUUAUUAGGCAAAGUUAUGAAAGUGAAGUUAUUUUCUAGAAAUAAUUUGGGGUAGAUUAUUGUUUUGCUUUACUCCUUGUGAAAUAACAGUCAUUUAUGUAUUUAAUUUUGUUUACUGAGGUAGAGCAGCAAUCAAAUGUGACCAUUUGCAGGCUCAACCCAGAUUACGUACAUAGCAACAACAGUAAAUUAAGAUUAAAGGUAUAAAUAAAUUAUACAAUGUUGUGACGUAUCUUAACAUAGAUAUCAAAAACUAUACACAUAUUUAAAGAAGGUUUUGGGUGGCUGUGGUGGUUAGUGUUGUCACCUCACAACAAGAAAUUCCCCAGUUCGAUUCUCAGCUGG
Protopterus annectens (West African lungfish) is the source of this 5173-nucleotide messenger RNA. It is a transcript of the gene GIT2, whose product is annotated as GIT ArfGAP 2. Gene Ontology annotation, biological process: brain development; regulation of ARF protein signal transduction. Gene Ontology annotation, molecular function: protein binding; GTPase activator activity. The coding region runs from base 577 to 2853 and encodes 758 amino acids. The transcript has 21 exons. NCBI's taxonomy places the organism in Eukaryota, Metazoa, Chordata, Ceratodontiformes, Protopteridae. The record is from RefSeq and is a predicted model, not a curated record.